This is a messenger RNA of Exophiala aquamarina CBS 119918, 297 nucleotides long. RefSeq lists its product as uncharacterized. NCBI's taxonomy places the organism in Eukaryota, Fungi, Ascomycota, Eurotiomycetes, Chaetothyriales, Herpotrichiellaceae. Bases 1 to 297 code for a protein of 98 amino acids. The transcript has a single exon. The record is from RefSeq and is a predicted model, not a curated record.
AUGGCCCCGAGCGACACCAGCUGCAUCUUCUGCAAGAAAGUCGAUUGGAACGAGAAAGAUACCGAGCAACUUAACUGGGUGAUCCAAAAUCUCAACGGGAGGGUCGACUCCAGAGUCUGCUUCUACCACAACCAGAAACAAAUCGAACGGCUGUCUGAGGCGCGCAACAAGAUCCAGCAGGAAUUACGACGGCGAACCACACCGGUCGAAGAAGUCAAGCAAAGAAUAUACUGGGAUCAUUUCAACGCGAUGCGCUCCGAUCAGAAAAGUUCUGGCGGCUGUUGUGUGGUCAUGUGA